Molecule: messenger RNA, 1098 nt
Organism: Gigantopelta aegis
Lineage: Eukaryota; Metazoa; Mollusca; Gastropoda; Neomphalida; Peltospiridae
Product: adhesion G-protein coupled receptor D1-like
Exons: 8
Coding region: 283-1029 (248 amino acids)
Biological process (GO): cell surface receptor signaling pathway; adenylate cyclase-activating G protein-coupled receptor signaling pathway
Cellular component (GO): membrane
Molecular function (GO): G protein-coupled receptor activity
Source: RefSeq, a predicted model, not a curated record
UUAGUUUUUGAUAUUUUGAUUGUUGUUUUUCCUAACAUGUUUGUUUCUUCUUGUUUUGUUGUGUUUCUAACGUUUUAAUUUUUGCUUUGUGCAUCAGAAUUUGCAAUAAGGAAAUUUAGUAAACAUCGGAACACCUCGGCUUCGGCACUUCCACCUUUCUUUGGUCGUCUAGGACGAAGUUCCAUACAGCUACCUAACGUCGUCGUGGACAUUGCGCAGGACGGUCACCUAGAUGAAGACGUCGGUGUAUUCUAUGGGAAGUUUCCCACCGUCGCUGCCCUGAUGUCAAUCAGAGAAGAUAGACACAACAGGACAAAAUCUAACGAUUCAACGGUGGUGAACUCUGAUGUCUUGUCUACUAAGAUACUAGGACUGUCUGAAAACAGAUUCCAAGAUCUCAAACAACAAGUGGUGAUCACGUUUGCAUACAAGAAUGCAAGUCUAAAGGAAUCGCUGCGAGAAACCUGUGUCUUCUUGAACAUGUCAGCUAUAUCAAGUUCAGACCGUUGGUCCACCAAUGGCUGCUACGUGGAUCCCGCCUCAAACGCUACUCACGCCAUCUGCCGGUGUAACCAUCUGACAAACUUCGCCUUGCUUAUGGACUUGUAUGGAACAUCGAAAGCUUUAGAUGAAACAAAUGAAACUGCUCUGUCAGCAAUCUCUUACGUCGGUGGAUGCCUUUCCAUCCUGGCCUGUGUUCUGUCUAUCGCCGUGUUUGAAUACUUCAGGUUGCGGAACGACAGAAUCAGGAUCCAUGAGAACCUGGCCGCGUCCAUUAUCUGUGUCCAGGUGGUCUUCCUAAUCGGGUUUGGCAGGGCCGAGAAGAAAGGUGGCAUUCCUCAAUGGGCCUGUAAAACGGUGGCCGUGUUGAUGCACUUCUUUUUGACGGCCAUGUUCUGCUGGAUGUUGGUGGAGGGGAUCCACCUGUAUGUGGCGCUCGUCAGGGUCUUCAAGAGAGGGAAUCACCUGAGGAAAUACCUGGGAAUUGGGUGGGGUGAGUACCGCCCUUCUGUUCUUUGUGAAUUGUAACUGCAAGCUACAAUCUGUCGGUCAUAUGAGCGAAUGCGAGUUAUGCUAUGGUUAGGCGCCUCUUUACAA